AUACCAUUGAAUCUCAACGUGUUCGUUAACUACCCUUCCUCAUUUCCGCGUCCCAAAGUGGAAAGCAUGUUUCUGGGGUUCCUUGUGCUCAACAUGCUUGGAGCAGCAACUGGGAUUUGCCACAGAAAACGCUGUACGCCUUGAGUCCUAUGAGCGUUGUGGCUCACCAGGGGGUGAAGGAGGUGAACGUUACACCCCCAGAUUCCGCCCGCGCCGACUUCCAGCUCGAUCCCGAGAAGUUUCGGUUCUCCGAGGAUGAAAUCCCUCUGAAGUGCCAAAGAAAUGCAGAAGAAUUCCCAAAUGCAUGCAUUGGGGAUUUUGGAGUGCAAAACUUGGACCGCACCUGGAAGAAACAUGGCAUGAAGAUGGCGCUGUAUGUUUACAGCACUUACACCCCAGAAGAUGGCAAAAUCCAUGAAAUGGGAGAGGCCAAGUUCAGAUAUAUGGAAAGUGUUGACUUGGGCGGGGGGUUUCGCGUGUGCACCGCAAAGAUCAAGUUCACUCAGGGGAAUGCUUUGGCAUGAGUACCACUCGUGAGCCCAGGGCUCCUCAAGAUCCUAUUAUCUGGGAUGCAGACUGGGAAAGUGUCAAGGUGGUGCACCCACCAACCACAACUUCGUCCACAACCACAACCACAACCACAACUUCGUCCACAACCCCGGAACCAAUUCCACCAACACCUGCGCCAACACCAGCGCCAACAGCUGCACCCACACCAGCUCCCAACGAAGGAGCUCCCAACGAAGGAGGAAUGGGUGCUGGGACUGUGAUCUUGAUCUUGCUCAUCUUGGCCCUAAUAGGUGGUGUUGCGGGUUUCUUCUUCAGGCGUCAAAGGCUUCUGCAAGAAGAAGAAGCUCUGCGCGAUGCAAGGUUGAGUUGAAUCGAAUUGAGGGAUGCGGCUGUUGGCAGGUAUUAUGGACCGGUGUCACCCUUGCCAUGCACUACAGCUUCCAUGUCGGAACCGAG
Messenger RNA from Cladocopium goreaui, 966 nucleotides. NCBI's taxonomy places the organism in Eukaryota, Dinophyceae, Suessiales, Symbiodiniaceae. The record is from the annotation of a GenBank genome assembly.